AUGGAGCCAAACUACUUCACCUGCACUCUGGGCCAGGCCGCUCAGUACCAAGAUGGCGAACACUACAACACAGUCAACGAUCUCAUCGACUCCAAGGCUCAACCUGAGCCAUCUUUGCCGGUGGUCGGUUUCUUUUCUCCUGGAGAGACGGGAGCUUCAUGGAAGUCGCAUAUAUUGACGUUCCACGACGUGCGGCAAGGCUCAGUGAUUGUUGCGGAGGCAUUAUCGACGAGACUCGGCAGCAGACCCGGACAAACAGUGGCCCUGCUCUGUCCAAGCUCUCCGGACUUCCUCUUCACCUGGCUCGCCAUCAUUCGGCUGGGAUAUUCAGCUCUCUUGAUUGCACCUCAGUGUUCUCCGUCUGCUGUGGCCCAUCUAUGCAGAUCCUGCGACGUGCAAUUCCUCCUCUACGACGAGAUAUACGAGAAUCUGGCGGAGAAAGCUUUGAAGGAGUCCUCCAAGGGAACAGGACCUCCGCUGGAGUCUCUACUCCUACCUUUCAGCGGAGAAGACAUAUUAGACGUCAUAAGACGCCCGCCGCCGAAAACCACGAAGAGACCAGCCGCAGUCAAGGAGACAGACAUUGCAUAUCUUCAUCAUACCUCUGGCACAUCAACCGGCGUCCCGAAACCAAUCCCUCAGAGUCAUCGAGCAGCUGUGGGCGUUCUACCUGCGCUCGAUGGCCGGAAACAUGCAUCUUUCACUACGACCCCUCUUUAUCACGGUGGUAUUGCCGACCUAUUCCGAGCCUGGACGAGCAAUGCUCUGAUAUGGCUUUUCCCGGGCAAACACCUCCCGAUCACGGCUUCCAAUGUUUGCAAGUGCCUCGAGGCCGCUUCAUCCUGCGCCAGUAAAGGUGGCCCCGAAGUCAAAUACUUCUCUUCCGUGCCCUACAUCUUGCAAAUGAUGGCAGACGAUGAAGCCGGCUUGGAACAUCUGCAACGAAUGGAUAUCGUUGGAGUCGGCGGAGCAGCCUUGCCGGAAGAAGUCGGUGACGGACUCGUGAGGGACAAGGUGAACUUGAUAUCACGAUUCGGUAGUGCCGAGUGUGGAUUUCUCAUGUCAUCCUAUCGAGAUUUCGAGAAAGAUCAAGCGUGGCAGUAUCUCAGGGCCAGUCCAACCGGAGAGCAACAACAACAACCACUUAUAUUCGAACGUCAAGAAGACGGUCUUUCCGAACUGGUCAUCCAGCCCGGAUGGCCUCAUAUGGCAAAGCGCAAUCGCGACGAUGGAUCUUAUGCCACAGCAGAUCUGUUCGCUCCACACCCCGACCUCGAGAAUGCAUGGCGUUAUCAUUCCCGAGCGGACUCUCAACUGACCCUACUCACUGGCAAGAAGUUCGACCCUGCUCCAUUAGAAGACGCCAUCCGUGCGUGCUCCCCUCUUAUCGACCAUGCACUCGUCUUCGGCAACGGACAGUCGUACGCUGGCGUGCUGCUCUUCCGAUCAUCACAAGGUGCGUCGAUGAGCGAUAAGCAUCUCUGCGCAGAGAUAUCACCUUUUGUCGAGAAACUCAACAGGGAGUCUCAGAGUCAUGCGAGAAUACCUCGAAACAUGCUCAUUCCCAUGCCUCAUGCAGAACAAAGCCUUGAGAAGAGCAGCAAAGGAACCGUCCUGCGUGGCAAGGCUGAAGAGCGCUAUGCAGAGAAUAUAGCCAAGGCAUACGAGAAUGUCCUGCCCGAUGGCUCCCCCCAGCAGGUGUCGGACAAGGACGUCCUCAACACCAUCCGAAAGAUCAUACUCAAUGUCGUUGGCGAGCGGAACGAACCUGAACAGGAGUUUCUAAGUAACGAUGCUGAUUUUUUCUCGUAUGGGAUCGACUCAGUUGGUUGCAUUCAGAUUCGCCAUGCCCUAUCUCAUCUGGUUCCCAAAGAUGCAGGGUUACCACUGACUGUGGUCGAGGACCAAGGGACAAUCACCCGCCUCAGCAACCUGAUUCUGCGCAUGCGCUCCGGUCAAACAAUCAAGGGGAUCGAGCACGAGCAAGAGCAGGCCGAACAACAGCAACUUAUGCUGGACCUGACCAAGGAAUACAGCACCUUCAACGAUCUCCCUUGGUCUACUUGCAACGAAUCCACAGACGCCUUGGCCACUCCAGAAUCAUCACCUGCCUCGAAAUCUCCUGCAGGCCUCCGAAUCCUCCUUACCGGCCCAACGGGCUCUCUGGGCUCACACAUCCUACACCAACUCCUCUCCAACCCGGGCGUAUCACACAUCGACCUCCUUGUCCGCGGCGCCAGCGCGCACACCUGCCGCGAACGCGUUCUGAAAGCUCUAUCGUCCCGCCUCCUUCCCAUGCCAGCAGACUUCGACGCGAAGACGACGAUCUGGCAAUGCAAACUCUCCGACGCCCAUUUCGGCCUGUCAGACACCGAGUACACCCACCUCCGCAGCAACGUCGACGUGAUCAUCCACCUAGCAUGGAGCGUGAACUUCCUCCUCCCGCUCCGCAGUUUCGCAGGCACCCACCUGUCCGGUCUGCGCAACCUGAUCGAUCUCGCUCUAUCAUCUCCCCAACCGAUCCCUCCGCGGGUGGUCUUCUGUUCCAGCGUGGCGUCGGUCUCCCAGUACCCUGAUCUCAGCCAAGGCUCCGCCGUGCCCGAGCGACCCAUGUCCUCACCCGCCACGGCCGGUCCAACAGGCUAUGCCCGCUCAAAGUGGGUGGCCGAAGCAAUCUGCCAGGCUGCACACAGACAUACUCGUCUGCGCAACCGCAUUUCGAUUGCACGCGUCGGUCAACUCUCCGGCGCAACGGACACGGGAGUGUGGAGCAAAUCCGAGGCAUACCCGCUGAUGCUGUCGAGCAUGAAGGCUACUGGUGUCCUGCCAGACUUGCAAGGAGAGGUGUUGAACUGGUUGCCCGUCGACCUUGCUGCCAGGGCGUUUAUCGAAGACGCGGUGAACACGGCAAGACCAAGCGGACGUGACAACAUGGACAGAAGUGCUUCGGCCAAGCCAGACCCUGACCGCAACCCCGUUGACGAGCGAGAUGAGAUUGCCGUGCACCAUGUCCUGAACCCGAACAACGACGUUCAAUGGUUCGAUUUGUUAUCUCGUCUAUCGCGACGGGAAGCCUUCAGAAUCGUCCCGGUGCAUGAAUGGCUUGAUGCGCUGUCCGCUCUGCAACACGACGAGAAGACAAAAGACCAUCCAUUGUUGAGGCUGCUGGGAUUCUGGAAAACUGCUUACUCUUCGAAAUACCGGUCUCCAUCUCGGCCUCAAGUGCACUCACAGGCUGGUCCUGAGCCAGAUGAAGAGGCAGCUACGAGUUCAGAGCACUCCGUUCAAGCGCAAACAGAAGCGAAUGCGGAGAAGGCACCGAUACAGUACGACAUGGAACAAACGUAUGACAGGAUGCCCUGCCUCAAGGCAAAAGUCUCACAAGUGAUGAAGGAGGAGUACAUGUUACAGUUGUGGGAUUGGAUCAAGGAGAACGUCUAA
Molecule: messenger RNA, 3441 nt
Organism: Exophiala xenobiotica
Lineage: Eukaryota; Fungi; Ascomycota; Eurotiomycetes; Chaetothyriales; Herpotrichiellaceae
Exons: 2
Coding region: 1-3441 (1146 amino acids)
Source: RefSeq, a predicted model, not a curated record